AUGGCUUCGCCACAGGAACAGGCUUCGCUGUCCGCUCUUGUACGUUUUCAGGCUCACCAAAUGACGCAGCUGCUUGCUGCCAUAAAUGGACUGGUCACACCACAAACUGCAACUACUUCGGCGCCUCCGACGCCACCACCUGUACCGACGCCGUCGCCGACGGCGCCGCCAUUUCGUGCCUUCAAUCCUGACGUUGAACGCUGGCCAGAAUACAUCGCACAGCUCGAGGCACACUUUGCAGCAUACAACAUACCAGGUACAGAGCGGCUUGCCUUUUUCAUUGCCAACGCGGGUGUUGUGUUGUACCGUGUGCUCGUCAAAAUUGGAGGCUUCGCGGCUUCCGUCGCCUCAGCCCACGACUCCACCGACGGCGACCCGCCGAGAGCGCGCCUGCCGUCGCCGCCGCCGAUCCAGUCCCCUGCACCUGACGGACGCCUCUCGCCGCCGCCACAGCCCCACCUACGGCCGCUGCUACCGCCGCCGCCGCCGCCGCGUUCCUCCGCGGUGCCGGAACCGAUGGACGCUGAGGCUGCCUUCACGCCGCCGCCACCACCGCCAUCGCCCAUGGAGAUCGUUGGUCCGCCUCCUCAUCCGAGCAUACCCAGUGGCGAUGCGCGGCUUGGCUGCCCCAAACCACGUGGAGCGGCCAGCAGAUGCGCGAACUGCGGCGGUCCACACGCCGCCAACUCGCGCAGCUGCAGCUACCGCCGGCAGCACACCACAGCAAGCUCUGAGGUGCCUGCUGCCAAGUCGGCCGCACUGCCUCCCCGCUCCGGCGAGGGACGCGCGCCUUGCCGCGUCGAAGCGGCAACCGACCAAGCGCUGGCCGACCUACAUGCAGCCAUCGCGGCCGAAAGGGCCGCAACAAGGGACGAGUUGGUGGCUGUCCACCGACAGCUUCAACAGCUGCGGGAGGAGCUGCGGCUUCUCAAGAAGGCGCCGCCUGUGCCAGCUCCCCCCGCCCCUGUGUAG
Messenger RNA from Schistocerca nitens (vagrant locust), 972 nucleotides. RefSeq names its product neural Wiskott-Aldrich syndrome protein-like. The transcript is spliced from 3 exons. NCBI's taxonomy places the organism in Eukaryota, Metazoa, Arthropoda, Insecta, Orthoptera, Acrididae. The coding region runs from base 1 to 972 and encodes 323 amino acids. The record is from RefSeq and is a predicted model, not a curated record.